This is a messenger RNA of Wyeomyia smithii (pitcher-plant mosquito), 3120 nucleotides long. RefSeq lists its product as uncharacterized. The transcript has 3 exons. Gene Ontology annotation, molecular function: nucleic acid binding. Bases 1 to 3120 code for a protein of 1039 amino acids. Lineage: Eukaryota; Metazoa; Arthropoda; Insecta; Diptera; Culicidae. The record is from RefSeq and is a predicted model, not a curated record.
AUGUACUGCGGAAAUACCGUCGUGAACACGAUCGCAUUUCUGGACGAGGGGUCCUCUUACACACUGGUGGAAAAGUCACUAGUUACCAGAUUGGGAGUACGUGGAUCGAUCCAACCACUACGAGUGACAUGGACAGCCGGAGUAUCCCGGGUCGAGAAAGACUCACAGAAGAGCCUGAAACUACCGCAGCAUUCCCUAUCCCUGUCGCAGAUCGUGAAGCAGUAUGCACAUUUACGUGGUCUACCGAUAGCCGAUUUUCAGCAAGCCGCACCGCAGAUUCUCAUCGGUUUGAAAGACAUCCACCUGUACGCGCCGAUAGAAUCACGCAUAGGUCGACCGGACGAGCCAAUAGCGGUCAGAUCGAAGCUUGGCUGGACGGUCUAUGGUCCAACGGGCACCGGAGCAUUGGACAGCGCAACCAUCGGGCACCAUUCGUGCAGUGUGUUGUCGAAUCAGGAGCUCCACGACCUUCUUAGGAGCAACUACACAAUGGAAGAAUCGGGGAUUUCGGCCGCGUUGCUGCCUGAAGCAGAGAAAGACAGAAGAGCUAGGGAGAUCAUGGAGAAGACGACUGUGAGAGUGAGAGAUCGUUUUGAGACAGGCCUGCUAUGGGCAGAGGACGACCCCAGUUUUCCCGACAGUUAUCCAAUGGCAGUGAAGCGUCUGCAGUGUAUGGAGAAAAAAAUGCAGAAAGAUCCUGAACUGUACGACAAGGUUCGCAACAUGAUUGCCGACUAUUUGGUGAAGGGUUACGCACACGUAGCCACACCGGCGGAGUUAGCGGAGUUCGACAGUAAUAAGGUGUGGUACAUUCCCCUGAACGUUGUCUACAACCCGAGGAAAAAUAAAUAUCGCUUGGUGUGGGACGCAAGAGCAGAAGUUGGAGGAGUCUCACUGAACUCGAAACUUCUGAAGGGCCCGGACAUGCUAACCACACUCCCUGCGGUACUCUGCAAGUUCCGUGAACAGAGAAUCGGUUUCGGCGCAGAUAUCAAGGAGAUGUACCACCAGAUGUUGAUGCGGACAGCUGAUAAGACAGUUCAAGACGCACUGAUUUUUUUGUUCCGAAAUGAUUCCUCGUCGGCACCGGUGGUGUAUGUCAUGGACGUAGUGAUAUUCGGUGCCACCUGCUCGCCGUCGCUGGCGCAGUUUGUUAAAAACCGGAACGCAAAAGAGUUCGCAAAACAGUUCCCGAAAGCUGCAGAGGCUAUCGUUGAAAACCACUACGUCGACGACUAUUUCGACAGCGCCGAAACUGUUGAAGAAGCAGUGCAGCGGGCGCAAGACGUGCGAUAUGUGCAUUCUAAGGGUGGAUUCGAGCUGCGGAACUGGGUGUCCAACUCAGAAACAUUUCUUGGAGCUAUGGGCGGGCAGAAAACUGGUCAGUGCGUGCGAUUCUGCGAAGAUAAAGAAGCAGAUUACGAGCGAGUGCUGGGAAUCGUGUGGAAUUCGGCCAGCGAUGAAUUCUCGUUCUCUACAAAGCUGAAGGACGAGCUUGUUCCGUAUCUUUCCGGUGAGCGACUACCGACAAAGAGAGUAGUCAUGAGCUGUGUCAUGAGCUUCUUCGACCCGUUAGGAUUGUUGUCCUCCCUCACGUUCUUCAGGAAACUUUUAAUCCAGGACUUGUGGCGAAGUGGCUGCGAUUGGGACCAGCAAAUCGAUCGAGAGUGCACUGAAAAAUGGAAUCAGUGGAUCGCCAGGUUACCCGAAGUAGAGGAAGUUCGGAUUCCUCGCUGGUAUUUUCAAGGUGGGCAGGUCGGUCAAAAAGAAUACAGCAACAUACAGCUGCAUGUCUUUGUUGACGCAAGCGAGAACGCCUACGGUGCCGCGGCGUACUUCCGGAUCGAGACGCCUAGCGGUCCAGUGUGCUCUCUGGUGAUGGCACGGUCAAAAGUGGCACCGUUGAAGCAUCUGUCGAUUCCUCGCCUGGAGCUGCAAGCGGCCGAGCGAGGAGCUAAGCUCGCCAAUUCUAUCGUCGAAAUGCAUUCUCUGGAGGUAAAGCAGCGAUACAUCUGGAGCGACUCAAAGACAGUGCUGUCGUGGAUCCAUUCAGACCAUCGCCGGUAUAAACAGUUCGUCGCUUACCGGAUUGGCGAAAUCCUUAACCUCACGAAGCUGGACGAAUGGCGCUGGGCUCCAACAAAGGUCAAUAUAGCUGACGCGAUGACGAAGUGGGCGAAAAAGCAUAGCUUGUGUUCUGAUGGACCGUGGUUCCGUGGUCCAGAUUUCCUCUACCAAUCGGAGGACAAAUGGCCGAAGCAGGACAGAAUCACGCCGAACGUUGCAGAAGAGAUUCGGGCUUGUCUCCUGUUCCACGAUGUUGCAGUAACAGACCCGAUGGUGGAUGUUCAUAGGUUUUCGAGAUGGAAGGUGCUAGUCCGGACGGUAGCAUGCGUAUUCCGAUUUGUGACAAACUGCAGAAGAAAGCGAGAUGGAUUGAGCAUCGAAGCGUUACCGACAACCGACAAGAUGAAGAAGCUUGUGAAGAAAAGCAUACCGACAUUGAUGACGCCAUUGAAACGAGAGGAGUAUCUAAAGGCCGAGACGUACUUAUGGAGAUCAACGCAGGCAGAGGCCUUCAUAGACGAGGUCAAAGCGUUGAAGAAGAAUCUGGAGCUCUCAAGCGGCAGCUGGCGACCAAUAGAGAAGUGCAGUUCCAUCUACAGCCUAAGUCCAUUCCUAGACGAGCAAGAGGUCUUGCGAAUGGAGGGUAGAACGGCGCGAGGAUCGUCUCUACCAUUCGAGCUUAGGUUCCCAAUUAUUCUGCCGAAGAAACAUUCGGUGACCGACAAGCUACUCGAGCACUAUCACCAGCAACUUGCCCACGGGAACGUAGAAACUGCCGUCAAUGAACUGCGACAGCGAUUCUACAUUCCAAGUAUGCGGACGAGGAUGAAGCAGAUUGGGAAGGCUUGCGUCUGGUGUAAAGUGAAGAAGUGUCAGCCGCAGAACCCACGUAUGGCCCCGCUCCUGAAGUCACGUGUCACGCCGAAUUUGCCACCGUUCAGCCACACUGGUGUAGAUUAUUGUGGACCGUUUACGGUAACCGUCGGACGCAGAUCGGAGAAGAGAUACAUCUGCUUGUUUACUUGCAUGUCAACUAGGGCUGUCCACCUCUAA